GAAAGUGUCAGAUCCUUUCAGAAUGCUUUUGCACAAGAGGUUCAUGUGGCAUUCUUGCAAUUCAAUAAUUUACGUGUCCUUUGUAUGGGAUCUUUGGUGUUGACAAGCGUUCAUUUUGCAGCGUUUUGGCUUCCAAAGGGAGUAUGUGAGGCAGCUUUGCACUGGAGGCAUGCGAGCAUGAAUACCAGGUUCAGAAGUUGUGGAGAAUCUUCAGAUACUCUGACAAGCACCACAAACUUUUACCUUUGUUUCCGAUAUGCCACCUCAAGAGCUUCCGUCACCAGCCCGGCGCACUCGCAAGCCUCGCCCACUGUUGAGCUGGGAGGGUCGGGUGGGAAAAUGGAGGGAUGCAAAAGCCGUAGAAGUUCUUGCUGUGGUUUGGGCCAAAUUCCGCCUCCGAGUGCAUGGCUAUACCACCCGCCGAGCCUGCCAUGCUUUGCGCAAAGAAUUGGCAGCAGACCUGGCCGAGGAAGCGGGUUCUUUCGAACCAGUGAUCGUGGAGGAGGCACCUGGAAGGUUGGCUGCCGCCAUAUGUCUGAGGGGCAGAAACAUCCCUACAUUGGCUGAGAAGUACCAGAAGAGGAAGCUCGGCAAAGCAUUGGCCAGGUUCGCAACAGUUAGCUGGGUAGAAACCAUCGACACUACCUCAAAAAGCUAUCUCCAAAGAUUGCACGCAUCUGUCAACCCACGUCUUCUGGAGGCAAACACAGCGACUGUUUCAUUGCCAUGUACAUGGUUCUUUGCCGGCGCGAAUCGUCCUUCAUCUCGCGGCAUGGUGUGCACUCCAGGAACUCAUUGGCAUGACUUUGCCAGGACUUUUGGAGAAGUCAAUGAAGUGCGAGUGACGUGGCAGACGGAAGAUUCUGAAAAUGUGACCCUUUUGAUUCACUUCACAACCCCAAAGUCCGCAGCUGCACUCUACGAAGUUCUUGCAUUCCGCUGCUUGCGCAACCCUUUGUGCGGACGCAUUCACUCCUUGUCACCUUUGAAGCUGGCCUUUGGGCGCUACGAGAAGCUUCUUGAAAGCCAGCUCACCCCAAAUACCUCCCAAGCUAAUGAAGCUGUUUUGCCGAGCAAACCACCACAUGCUGCCCCUGGACCAGUCUUUGAGCUACGCUUAGCCAGCCCAAAAUCCGAUGUUGUGCCACGACUAUGUUUGGCCCCAUGGCAUCCCAAGUUACUCAUUGGUCGUGCCAAAGAAAGCACUUUGCAGCUAAAGAGCUCUUGCAUUUCAACGCAUCAUGCAGAACUCCGCUUGGCUUUCAUGGAUCAGGCUUACCGACUUUGUAUUUCGGAUUUCUCCACCAAUGGAACCUACAUCAACAACGAACGGAUGGAAAAAGGUGUUGAAAAAACAUUGAAAGAAGGUGAUGUGGUCUCUUUCUCUCCUGUGCAUGACGCAAGUAAACGCUUUGCAUCACUGCCAUCUUACGUUGUAAAACGUUUCGAUCACCUGUCGAAUUUGGAGGAAGCUCACGACAGUCAGGGAGUUGAAUGCCGUGAGUUCCAAGUGCCUUGCAGCCCAAAACUCCCCCGACUCCCUCGAAAUCCAGACUGAGCAAACUUGUGGCAAA
Durusdinium trenchii is the source of this 1574-nucleotide messenger RNA. The record is from the annotation of a GenBank genome assembly. Lineage: Eukaryota; Dinophyceae; Suessiales; Symbiodiniaceae.